AGCACUAUUGUCCGGUCGCUUGAUGAGCUCAUAAACGAGUCGUUUGAUUUGGGUUUUUUCCAAAUCAAUUCUUCGCCCCCAAAAAUAAUGCGAGUUACCGUAACCGGUAUAUGACAUUAAACAAAAAAAUACUAACAAAAUGAACGUUUUUACAUUGCCUGGGGUUGCUGAUAUAGGAAUGGUGUGGAUGGGUGCAGGACAAGCUGCUGCUGACAUGUCUCUCGGAUUAAUACCAAAUGAAACCAACGAACUCAUGUUGGAACAGGACAGUCCUUACUAUACUCCGUCACAUCAUAGUGCAUCAAAUCAUUCUCUGGAUGAUAUACAAAACAUGCACAAUUCACCAAUGGUAAUGGUUAUGGAAGGAUUAGAUAUGUUACCAAUGGUUGAUAUAAAACAGGAUAGUAACGGAAGUUACAUAGAUGAUGAUAAUUCUGAACCUGUUUACAUGAUAAAUACAGCCACUCAAACGAUACCAUGUCCAACGAGAAAGAUAAAACCGGUAAAACAUCCAGGUUUAGUUCUUAAGACACCAAUUGCUUACCAAAGUAAUACUGAUCCAUCUGUCAUACCUAUACAAAAAGACGGGAUAGCGAUAUGUGAAAAAUGUGGCGCAAUGGGUGUUAAGCACGCAUUUUAUACAAGAGAACGUCGGUUUUGUAGUAUGGCUUGCGCUCGGGGUUACAGCGGUUUAGUACCGGAACCUUUGCCUCAAUCGCCUCAAACCACCCCGGAACACAAACCCUACGCCCACCAUAGUUUUAAAUUGGAGUCUCAGGAAGAUCUCUCAGGUUUAAUCUCGGACCAACCGUUGCCUCAAUUAGUAAGACCGCCGGAACUGCAACCAAUCGAUGAUAACCUUCCGUUAACUCGACGGAAACCUCCCGAAUUGGCGAAUACUUUUGAUUGGGAUCGACAACUUGAAACCGAAAAUUUCGUUGCCGCUCCGGUUACAUGUUUUAAACACGUUCCAAUGGCGGAUAUUUGGGGGAGUAUUUUACCUGGCAUGAAAGUUGAAGUUGAAAACACAGAUUGCGAUAACAUCUCCGAUACAUUUCCCGAUUCAUUUUGGGUUGCAACUGUUAUGAAAAUUAUAGGUUAUAAAGCGCUUUUGAGGUACGAAGGUUUUGGUUCGAAUUCGACCAAAGAUUUUUGGGUUUCUUUAUGUUCAAAUCAAGUACACCCGGUCGGUUGGUGUGCAACGCGCGGUAAACCUCUUAUUCCACCCAAAACUAUUGAAGAUAAAUAUGGGGAUUGGAAAGAUUUCUUAAGGAAGAGGCUAACGGGCGCGAGAACUUUGCCUUCUAAUUACAGCAAUAAAAUUAACGACAGCCUUAAAUCGAGGUUUCAAUGCGGACUAAAUCUCGAGGUUGUUGAUAAAAAUCGAAUUUCCCAAGUGAAAGUUGCUAUGAUCCAUAAAAUCGUUGGCAAACGACUUAAUGUUAAAUAUUAUGAUAUGCCACCUGAUGAUGCUGGAUUUUGGUGUCAUGAAGAUUCACCUUUAUUACAUCCGGUUGGAUGGGCUAAAAAGGUUGGUCAUCAUUUAGUAGCCCCAUUAAAUUACCUCGAAAAGGUUCACGAAGGUAUUUUCGACGAAGAAGACGCAACGGACGAAUUAUUCACCCCUUUUCAAGUUGGUUUUAAAGAAAACACCGGGUAUUCCGGUUUUUCAAUCGGAAUGAAACUAGAAGCAAUCGACCCGUUAAAUUUAAGCUCAAUUUGUGUGGCGACUGUUAUGGAUGUUUUAAACUACGGUUACAUCAUGAUCCGUAUCGAUACUUACGAUUCAGACGCGACGGGUGCCGAUUGGUUUUGUUACCAUGUCAGUUCACCAUGUAUAUUUCCCGUUGGAUUUUGCGAAAAGAACAAUAUCCCUUUAACGCCACCAAAAGGAUAUGACCAAUUUACGUUCGAUUGGAAUAGUUACUUACAAAACACUUAUAAAGUUCCAGUUACGGUUAGUUUGAUAAAUCAUUUUGUUCCAACGCAUGGAUUCCGGGAAGGAAUGAAAAUUGAAGCAGCUGAUUUAAUGGAUCCGAGAUUGGUUUGUGUAGCGACGGUGGCUAAAGUUGUGGGGAGGCUGUUAAAAGUACACUUUGAUGGUUGGGAGGAGGAGUAUGAUCAGUGGUUAGAUUGUGAAAGUCCGGAUAUUUAUCCAGUUGGUUGGUGUCAAAGCGUUGGGCAUAAAUUGGAGGGACCUAAACAAGAACCGAAACUGUUAACACCGCCGAAAGAAUUUCAAUUAGGUAUGAAGAAACGCGGCAGGAAAAAGAAAAUAAAAGAAACGUCAUCGCCAAAAGCUCUCUCUCAGAAAAGUGUAAAAUCCGAGGAUUCGAUGGAUGUGGAUCCAGAUCGUGAUAUGAAAUCGGAAGCGGAUAUAGAAGAAGAACCUUUAGAGGUUGAAUCGAAUCAGCAGGAUCCUACAACGGGUAACAAUGAAAAUUUAGGAUGUUUACCUCCGGCCGAAAGAAAAGCUACUUCUUAUAUUAACACGUCUAAUAAUACAAGUACAAAACUUAUACCUCGAUUAAUAGAUAGUAGUGGAGGAUCUUGUGAAUCUAGCGAACUCUGUCCAGACGAUUGGAAUGUUUUUGAUGUGGCGCAAUUUUUAAGGGUGAACGAUUGCGCGAAUUAUUGCGAUAGUUUUAGUAAACAGAAAGUGGAUGGAAAAACGCUAUUAUAUUUGAGUAAAGAAGAUAUUUUGGCAUACACGGGUGGUAAAGUUGGACCUUCUUUGAAAAUUUUCGACUUGAUUCAACAGCUAAAAGUGAAGAUGAACCCGUCACAGUCUCGUCACCUCAAAGUAGCAAAUAUCAAAAAGUUCUUAUAGUGCCUCAUUAAAACAAAAAACAAUAAGUUUAUUAACUAUGUUUUAAUUAUCUAAGUUUCAAGAACAAUUUCAACAACAACAAAUAAAUCAAGAAUAACAACACCUUUUUGUUCAUUAUCACCGUUUCUUUUUCUUUUAUUUCGAUUGAAAGGCGCUUUUUCAAAAGAGAUAUAAUAGGAAAUAAGAAUGUUAUAAGUCGAGAAGUAUUUAUUAUAUUUUUAAGUAAUAUUUUUCUCAAAUAAUUUUUUUUGAGAGAUUAACUUUUUUUUAAUUAAUAUUACUUUUUUUAAGUACAGUGUGUAAGGUUUAAAAAGUACGAAGACGUAAACUUAGUAAAAAUAAAGUACCAAUUAUGUAUA
This is a messenger RNA of Onthophagus taurus, 3189 nucleotides long. RefSeq names its product Scm-related gene containing four mbt domains (gene Sfmbt). Gene Ontology annotation, biological process: negative regulation of DNA-templated transcription; heterochromatin formation. Lineage: Eukaryota; Metazoa; Arthropoda; Insecta; Coleoptera; Scarabaeidae. The record is from RefSeq and is a predicted model, not a curated record. Gene Ontology annotation, cellular component: nucleus. Gene Ontology annotation, molecular function: chromatin binding; zinc ion binding.